CUUUCCCUGAUUCCCAUAAAACAUUCCCUCAUCACUAUUGCAAAAUAUAGUAGGAGCAAAUGGAGUUCGCAACAACGAAUCGACAGCUUUUGUCUAGGAUAGCCACUAACGACCGACAUGGAGAGAAUUCACCUUAUUUUGAAGGGUGGAAAGCGUAUGACAGCAACCCUUUUCACCGCACUCAGAAUCCUGAUGGGGUCAUCCAAAUGGGCCUAGCUGAGAAUCAGCUUUGCUUUGACUUGAUCAAAAAGUGGAUUCUGGAAAACCCCCAAGCCUCCAUCUGCACUGCUGAAGGAGUUGAUAAGUUCAAAGAUAUUUCCAUCUUUCAGGAUUAUCACGGCCUGAAAGAGUUUAGAGAGGCUGUAGCUAAGUUUAUGGGAAGAGUAGGAGGAAACAGGGUCACAUUUGAUCCAAACCGUAUAGUCAUGAGCGGCGGAGCCACAGGAGCUAACGAGACGGUCAUGUUUUGCUUGGCCGAUCCAGGCGACGCUUUUCUUGUACCUUCACCUUAUUACCCAGCAUUUCUCCGGGACCUAAGAUGGCGCACUGGGUUGGAAAUAGUUCCGGUUGACUGCAAUAGCUCAAACAAUUUUCGUAUAACAAGAGCAGCCCUGGAAGAAGCCUAUGAAAAGGCUCAAAGAUUGAACAUCAAUGUUAAAGGCGUGAUCAUAGCAAACCCCUCAAACCCUUUAGGCACCACCCUGGACAGAGAGACAAUGAGGAGCUUAGUCAGCUUCAUUAACGAAAAGAACAUCCACCUUGUUUGCGAUGAAAUCUAUGCAGCUUCAGUCUUCAGCUCUCCUAGAUUCAUUAGCGUUGCUGAGAUUAUACAAGAUAUGGAUUGCAACCGUGAUCUCAUUCACAUUGUUUACAGCUUGUCCAAGGACAUGGGAUUUCCUGGUUUCCGGGUUGGCAUUGUUUACUCGUUCAAUGAUGUAGUUGUGCAUUGUGCCCGCAAGAUGUCGAGUUUCGGGUUAGUCUCCUCGCAAACUCAAUAUUUGCUUGCUUCGAUGCUUUCCGACGAGGAGUUUGUUGAGAAUUUCCUAAAGGAGAGCUCACAAAGGUUAGCCAAAAGGCACCGUGUUUUCACCGACGGACUCGAACAAGUAGGGAUUUCUUGUUUAAAAGGCAAUGCUGGUUUGUUUUUCUGGAUGGACAUGCGAUCACUCCUUAAAGAACAAACUGUCGAGGGAGAAAUGGAAUUGUGGCGUGUGAUUGUCAAUGAAGUGAAACUCAAUGUUUCCCCAGGUUUAUCUUUCCGAUGCUCGGAACCUGGCUGGUUCAGGGUCUGCUUUGCAAACAUGGAUGAUGAGAUCGUUGAAAUAGCACUUGAUAGAAUUGGAAAAUUUGUGCGUAAGGAAGAAGAUGUUGCACCAAAGAAGUCUAAACGUUGGCAAAAGAAAAAUCUACACCUCAGCUUUUCUUCCAAUAAGUUAUACGACGAGAGUAUCAUGUCUCCACGCAUGAUUUCCCCUCACUCCCCUAUUCCUCACUCACCAUUGGUUCGGGCGAGGACUUAAUAAUCUUUACUCUUCAUAGUUCAUCCUGUUCAUCACUGUCAUUGAAUCAUUUUUAGGAGAUUAGUGUGGCUCAGAUUAUAGUUAGGAUAUAUCUUUUAGUCUGAGACCAAUUUGUUAAACCACUUGAAGUAAACUCAGGUGGUAAACACUAAUCUUUUUCUCUUCAUUUGUUCAUCUCAUUAAUGAGGUAACAUCAUCUAAUUUAUUGACAGUGUAUAGAAUAUAUACAUUAAAUCUGUUUAAGUUUAUACAGUAAGAAUAAGUUUUAUGGGAGAUUAAUGCAUUGUAAUAGUAGUAAUUAUUUUUAAGUUUGUACCAAGACGUUUAGUUAUA
Molecule: messenger RNA, 1853 nt
Organism: Durio zibethinus
Lineage: Eukaryota; Viridiplantae; Streptophyta; Magnoliopsida; Malvales; Malvaceae
Product: 1-aminocyclopropane-1-carboxylate synthase-like
Biological process (GO): biosynthetic process; amino acid metabolic process
Molecular function (GO): pyridoxal phosphate binding; transaminase activity
Source: RefSeq, a predicted model, not a curated record